GGAUGUCCAAGCGUCAUCACUUCCGAACAACGGGUUUCCUCAUUCUCCAGAACAUCAUCAUCCAAAUCUUCACCACCCGUCUUCACGUUCUGAACGCAAGAUACCGAGGAUUCACCAUAGUCACCAAAAUACUCAAAAACAACGAAAACCAGCGAUCCCAUUGCAACACUGUCAUAUUUCUCUCCCAAAAUGCCCGGCUCUUCCCUCUGGCUAACCCCUCCUCCCUCCCACCCCCUCUACCCCAUCCUCUCCUUCCUCAUCUCCCAACGCCUCCCCUCCGACUUUCCCUCCGAGGCUGGCGCUGCCGACGCACGCUUGACUCCUGAGUUCUUUGCUCCCCACAUGACCCUCAGCUCCGGCAUCUCCCCCGAUCUCUACGGCGACGAUCCCCAGCGCUGGCUCGAUUCGAUCCCCUGGCCAUCCGCUGACGAGGUAAAGGUGCGGUUUGAGGGCAUCAACUCUCAGGACACAUACUAUCGGAGGUGCUACGCAAAGGUUAAGCUGGAUGAGGGGAUCAAGAAGAUUGCCGGGCUGGCGAGGUCGAGAGGAGUGAAUGGGGAGGAAGAUGCGAAGGGUGCGAAGACGCAAGAGUGGUUGGAGUGGUGGAGGAAGGAGUUUGGGCCGCAUGUUAGUUUGAUGUAUGGGGAUGUUCCGAUCAGCGACGAUGGGUUGAAGGAGAUCGCCAAGGUCGUGGAGGAGGGCGGUGUCAAGCUGACUGAGCCGGAACGUGAUGUCGAAGGGAAUGGCUGGAAUGGCGGUGUUGUCUGGUUGAUCCCGACUGAUAAAGAUAUCAAGGACUGGAAGCCGAUCGCAAAGCGAGUGUUGUAGAGACCACGGGGGACAGUGACUUGUGGUGAAGCAUGUCUAAGAUGUGUGGGUAUUGAUAUGCUGGUAUUGAUGUUUACUGUUCUAUACGCCAAAAGCUUCUACGGACGGUGA
Molecule: messenger RNA, 939 nt
Organism: Neurospora tetraspora
Lineage: Eukaryota; Fungi; Ascomycota; Sordariomycetes; Sordariales; Sordariaceae
Product: 2',3'-cyclic-nucleotide 3'-phosphodiesterase
Exons: 2
Coding region: 190-828 (212 amino acids)
Biological process (GO): cyclic nucleotide metabolic process
Molecular function (GO): 2',3'-cyclic-nucleotide 3'-phosphodiesterase activity
Source: RefSeq, a predicted model, not a curated record